UGAGAAGGUUUCCUCGGGCGCUGUAUCUUCAAUAAUAAGCACCUAUAAAUCCCAAAUACCCUUCUUCCUCGAUAAUGAGAACCGAUUCCUAUUUCCUGAUAAAGAAAGGUUAUUACCAGAAAAAGUGCUGGAGGAAUCUACUGAUGAUAACAAUGGAAAUGACACUUAUGAUUUUAUUGUUGGAAUUGAUUUUGGUACCAGUUUCUCUGGAUGUUCUUAUGUCAAACUCAAAGAUAAGGAUGGAAAACCUGUGACUGAAAAAAUUAUCAAGACUAUAAGUAAAAAGUGGCCAGGAAACUGUCUAAAUAAGCACACUAGAGCACCAACUUCGUUAAUUUACGAUAAAAAUAUGAGGCCGGAAUAUUGGGGCGAAGAAGCAAUUCUUAAAGCCACGCGUCAUAAAGAUCGCAAACUUUUGAAAAAUUUUAAAAUGUUUUUAUGUCCAUAUUCUAUGGAGGGUUUUUAUGGUAUGACUUAUGAUCCGCAAAAUCUGAAAGAACAAGUAGAAUUUGCUGAUGACGGAACUACAGAAAACAAAGUGAAUGUGAUCAGAGUUAUUGCUGAUUAUCUCAGGCGCUUUCAUCAUCAUUCUAUUAAAUACAUCCUUGCUGAAGAAAUGGAUGAAAUAUAUUCAUUUUUUAAUAGGACAGAGCUUUUGGAAAAAUACAAGAUUAGAUAUGUGAUUACUGUACCUGCCAUGUGGAAUUCUUUAGCACGUGAUAGCAUGGUGCAAGCAGCAAUUGAAGCUACAAUGAUUAAAGAAAACGAGGUCAACCAGCUUCUUAUAAUCAGUGAGCCCGAGGCAGCGGCAUUGUACUGUGAGAAGAAAUUUACUGAGCACUUAAAUAGUCUGGAAGGGAAUAUAAACGAUACAAAUUUCAUUGUAUGUGAUGCUGGUAGUAGAACCGUGGAUUUAGUUACUUUUAAUUUGCAAGUCAAUGAAAAAAAAGAAUCGAUGAUUUGUCAAAUUGGUGACGGUGUUGGUGAUACAUGUGGCUCAACUUAUCUUGACCCUGAUUUUAUGCCUAAUUUGCAAGGAGACACUUAUUAUGACAUCGAUUUGCCUGGGAAGGGGAUUAUAAACUUUACUGGAGAUUCUACCUACAGAAUGGCUAAUGGGAAUAAGACGCUGAGAAUGAAGAACCAAGAUAUGAAAGAAAUAAUAUUCGACCCUAUAGUUAAUCGUAUUUUUGCCCUCAUUGAUGAUCAAAUUAAGCAGGCCAGCAAAAUGGAUAGUAAAAUUGACGCAAUUUUGAUGGUUGGUGGCUUUUCCCAAUCCAGAUACCUACAGAAGCGCAUCAAAGACCAAUAUAAGGGUGUUUGUCAUGUCAGCGUUCCGUUCGAAGGUGUCACGGCUAUAUCUCAUGGCGCUGUUUCUUACGCUUUGAAUCCCCGUAUGAUAUCAAAAAAAUCUGCCGGACAAUCCCUUGGGUUAGAAGUACAAGCCCCUUUCUAUAAAGAAUUGACUGAUUCAGCAGAGAAAAAAGUUAUUGGUCCAAACGGAGUUGCUUUUGAAAGAGGUCGCUUAGAUUACUUUGUAGAAAAAAAUCAACAACUGGAAGGCGAUCGACGAACGGUAUAUAUGAAAGAUGUAUUUGUUCAAUACCCCAGCGCUGCAAUUAUAGCAAUCUUCUCUUGUGACUCUAGAACAGGUGCUAAUGAUAGAUAUGUUACUGACAAUCACGCUAAGAUAAUGGAAACCAAAAUCAUCAUGCCGUCUGUCAACAAGAGAGACGGAGACCUAGUCAAAUUCAAAGUUAGUCUUCAAAUAGAGCAUAUCGGGGUCAGUGUUACUAUUGAAUGUCAAGAUCCACAUAUCAAUGAGGAAGUUCGAAAGAUCACUAAAAACCAAAGGUCCUCUCUUAAAAUUAAACCCAAAUACAGCCUUAAUGUGGCAAGCUCAAAACAGUCGUUGGCCUCAUAUUCUAAUACUGGCUAUCUUUUCAGUAUUACAGAGACCUCAUAA
Molecule: messenger RNA, 1966 nt
Organism: Mucor mucedo
Lineage: Eukaryota; Fungi; Mucoromycota; Mucoromycetes; Mucorales; Mucoraceae
Exons: 5
Coding region: 350-1966 (538 amino acids)
Source: RefSeq, a predicted model, not a curated record